Molecule: messenger RNA, 1228 nt
Organism: Harmonia axyridis
Lineage: Eukaryota; Metazoa; Arthropoda; Insecta; Coleoptera; Coccinellidae
Exons: 2
Coding region: 72-1145 (357 amino acids)
Source: RefSeq, a predicted model, not a curated record
GCCGAAAAAUUCCUUAUGUCCACUGUUAUAACCACCGCUUACAUUUAAUAGUUAUCAGGACUAUCUCUGAAAUGACUUUCAUCCGUUUAUUUUUUGAUCAAUGCAUCAUGUUACAUGAGUUCUUUCAUCAUGGAAAAAUAGCUGCAAUGUAUGGUGGAAAAAUAAUUGGCAGAUUACUCGAACAACGUUGGUCAGGACACUUGGCGGUUACAAAAGUUGUAAACGAUAAUUAUUCAGAGAUUUUGCUAACUUUAGAUAAAAUGAAAAAUGACAGAUUCAAUGGUGACGACGUUGCCAAGAGUGUCGGCAUCAAAAAAAUUAUGCUUAAUUUGGAAUUCCGAAUGGCUAUGGUUGUGGCCAAAAAAAUACUAUCCAUGCUUCAGCCUGCAGAUGCAAGUUUACAAGCCCGAAGCGCAGGAUUGAAAGACGCCCUAAUAAUCAUAAAUUGCGUCCAAAAUGAAAUCACAAAAUUGAGAACAGAUGAAAUGUAUCAUCAAAUUUUGGAAGAAGCUAAAUCUAUGACAAGCAUUGAUUCUGAAAAUAGGACUCACACCCAAAAAAGGCAAGUCAGAAGAUCUAAUCGCAUGGAUGACUACUUGAUGUUUGACUCUUCCUGUUCCUCAACGAAACAAAAUGAAGAAGAUCAACCAUUUAAAUCUGAGUAUUUCGAAACAUUGGACAUACUAGUUGCUGAAUUACAGAGAAGGUUUUCAGACAACGAUGAUCUGUUAAAUUCUGUAGCGAGUCUCGAUGAGUUGGAUGUGAACAAAAUGGAACCUUUGAAAAAUUUAGGUAUAACAAUUCCAUCAAAUGAAGAGGCUACAGUGGUUAAAGCUUAUUUGAGUCGUCGUGAGGAUAAAACAGAAGACAUAGUGCAAGUUUUGUACAGACAGCGAGAGGCUUUCAAAGAUACAUAUGAACUCUUUGCAUCUGUGGCGACCAUAGGAUGUAGCACUGCUGUUUGUGAAUCUACUUUUUCAACCUUAACUGCAAUCAAUAGACCUCAGAGGCUGUCAAUGAGUCACGAAAGAAUGGCAGGCAUGGUAUUUCUGGCCUUUGAAAAGAGAAGGACUCAGUCUGUUGAUCUGAAUGAAGUCCUUCGCAUAUUUAAUAAUAUGACAAAUCGAAGGAUUCAGCUGUUUUGAGGAAGUUUUUUAUCAUCAUUAUAUUAAUCACAACAUGUUGAAAGAAAUAAUAUAAACUGAAGAAAUAAAUAUUUUUAUAUAUA